Molecule: messenger RNA, 1728 nt
Organism: Lasiodiplodia theobromae
Lineage: Eukaryota; Fungi; Ascomycota; Dothideomycetes; Botryosphaeriales; Botryosphaeriaceae
Product: Peptidase M16
Exons: 2
Coding region: 1-1728 (575 amino acids)
Cellular component (GO): mitochondrion
Molecular function (GO): metalloendopeptidase activity; metal ion binding
Source: RefSeq, a predicted model, not a curated record
AUGUUGCGAACAAGAUCAAGGCUAGCAUCGCAAGCACUACAGCGCGCGGCGCCGCGGGCGCAUCUUCCGGUCAGGCGGUUCGCCAGUGUCCGGGCAGAAGAGAAGGACCCUGUCGAGCUAGACCAGAUCACCACUCUCCCUAAUGGCAUCCGCGUCGCCACCGAGGCCCUCCCCGGCCAUUUCUCUGGAAUUGGCGUCUACGUCGAUGCCGGCUCCCGCUACGAAACUCCCGAACUCCGCGGCGUGUCGCACAUCAUCGAUCGGCUAGCUUUCAAGUCUACCACAAAGAGGACAUCCGAUCAAAUGCUGGAGAUGUUGGAAUCGCUUGGCGGUAACAUUCAGUGUGCUUCGAGCCGGGAAAGCUUGAUGUAUCAGUCGGCUACUUUCAACAGCAGAGUUGAAGACUGUGUUGGCCUGCUUGCUGAGACCAUCCGCGACCCGUUGAUCACGCAAGAGGAGGUUGACCAGCAACUGGAUACGGCGGCAUAUGAGAUUAGCGAGAUCUGGAGCAAACCGGAGCUUAUCCUUCCGGAGCUGGUGCACAUGGCGGCCUACAAGGACAACACACUGGGCAACCCGCUGCUUUGCCCCGAGGAGAGACUAAAUGAGAUCGACAGGAACGUGGUGGAGGCAUACCGCAGGGCCUUUUUCCGACCGGAAAGGAUGGUCGUUGCAUUCGCUGGUGUCAACCACGAGGAAGCGGUCAAGCUCUCUGAGCAGUACUUUGGCGAUAUGAGCAAGGAGCCGUUGCUCUCUCAAGUUGGCGGCCAUGCAACGCUCAACACCGACGCUGCCACAGAGGGCCAAUCAGCGGCCACCUCUACGCCGUCGAAUGUUGCAUAUGGUGCCACGAACUCGCAAGAUUCGUCCAAGCUGUUUGGGAAGAUUCCUUUCUUCAAGAACCUCUCCACUUCGGCCCAGCACUCCGCACAGCACGCCGACUCCACCCUCGCUUUCCCUGAGCCCGAGCUUACCCGCCCUUCUCAUUACACGGGCGGCUUCCUCUCACUACCUCACAUGCCGCCACCCCCCAACCCGGCGCUGCCGCGCCUCUCGCACAUCAACCUUGCCUUCGAGACCCCCGGCAUCGGCUCCGACGACAUCUACGCGCUGGCAACUCUGCAGACUCUUCUGGGUGGCGGUGGCUCUUUUUCCGCCGGUGGCCCUGGAAAAGGCAUGUAUUCCCGCCUCUAUACCAACGUGCUGAACCAGUAUGGUUGGGUUGAGUCGUGCACGGCAUUCAACCACUCUUACACGGACUCCGGACUCUUUGGCAUCAGCGCCUCCUGCGAACCCCGAAGCAUCGGCAACAUGCUUGAGGUUAUGUGCCGCGAACUCGCUUCCCUCUCGGCGCCUACAGGUUUCCACGCUCUCAAGCCGGGCGAGGUCCAGCGCGCCAAGAACCAGCUUCGCUCGUCGCUGCUCAUGAACUUGGAGAGCCGCAUGGUAGAGCUGGAGGAUCUGGGCAGGCAGGUGCAGGUGCACGGCCGCAAGGUCGGUGUCAUGGAGAUGUGCGAGAAGAUCGAGAAGGUCACGAUCCAGGAUCUGCGUCGGGUAGCUGGGGAGGUGUUUGGUGGCAUGGUUAAGAACCCCGGCAGUGGCAGCGGCGCCCCCACUGUGGUGCUGCAGGAGGGUCUCUAUGACGGAGAAGCGCCAUCUCAGAAGAAGAGUUUCGAGUGGAACGAAAUCCAGGAGAGGAUUGGGAGGUGGAAGCUGGGCAGGAGGUAA